AUGGCCACGGAUUGCCGACCACCACUUCAGGCUAUCUCGCCCGCUUCGACGAACAAAACUUCGAUAUCAGGCCGCCGGCAUCAUGGCUACAAAAAGAUCCGAUGGAAAAAGUACGAUCCCAGCAAGAAGUCUCCAAACUCAGCUCCGGAUCAGUUUGUACAGUGGCAACCCCCGGACUCAGCACGAGACGAAGAUCAGGAGGAGACUGUCCAUCGCAAGUCGAAAUCCAGUGACGCGAGACAAAAUCCGCAUGCGAAGGCACUAGUCUUGGCUUCUCCAGUUGAGCCUCUUCCACUGAACGGAACGCGCGAGGAUCCAUUCCUAGUCCUGCCCAUCAAAUCAACUGAAACGGUCCAAGACACCUUAGACUACUACAUCACCAUCUGCAAAGGCUUCAACAACAAAAAGUCGGUCGUCCCUGGCCCGGUCAAUCCUCAUCUAUCGCUCUUACUGCCUUAUGCACUUAAGCAUACCAUUCUGUUUGAGUCUAUCAUAACAGUCUGUCGAGCAUCCAUCCUCAUUUCGCUUGGACGACCGAUAUGGGAAGACUACGCCUUCGUUCACCACCGUGGCAGCGCCAUAGCAGGUCUUAAUGAAAAGCUCAAAUCGAACGAGGCUACCGACGAUGCAGCCUUGCUAACCGUUACGAUGCUCAUGACUCUCGAGUAUCUUUCCGGAAACCAACGAGGCGUGAUAAUGCAUUGCAAAGGUUUGGAGAAAAUGCUGGAGCUCCGCGGGCCACUCUCCGAGACGGGCGAUCCGGACUCGGAAACCGACUGGGUGAGAUUCGUCAGACAUGGUCUGAUAGCAUACAAAGCUCUAGGUUCCUUUGUGACGGGCCAGCCCCCAGAAGUACCUCGCGACUCGGUCGGCUACCUUAGGGAAACUUUCCAGGAACUCCACCUCGAUCAACCACUUGCCUAUCCCGAAACUCCAUUUCCGCCGGACUUAUGCAUUAUCCUCUCUCGCCUUCCCUCGGGAGUCUCCGAACUCUGUCUUGCGUCCCGGAUAUCUGUGCAGAUGAUCAAACUCCUCGCCUCCAUCUCAGCGGCCACCACGCUCCUAGCGACCGAAACUGUCAGCUACGAAAACCUCCUUGACCGUACCUGGACCCCGCCUUCGGAGUUGCCACUCCCCGAUUCGUCCCAGUACGACGAAGAAUGGAAGCAAACAAUGAUUCAAACUAUCCUCUCCUCUCUUCAGCGAAUGUCGCUAACAUCCACCUGCCCGGUCGAAUACCACUUCACCAUGGGUUUGCUGGCCUAUAUCUUCCAGCUCCGGGGUCUAACGGCAGUGAACCUCUUCUACGAUCCCAUCCUCCGCAAAUUCAUCACCACCUUGCUAACCCACACCAAACCGGCUUCGCUCCCGGAACAAAACUGCCUGGUUUGGUCCAGUAUGGCAGUUGCAGGAUCUCUUGCCCUGCGGGUCGUUCCCAUGCCUGACUCCCACUUGGUUAUGGAGCAUGCGUUGGAUCUUUACCCACAGGCCCGCCAAUGGGCUCGCCUGGAAAAGGUUCUGCGUACAUUCUUCUAUACCAAAGAAAUUGGCGCACACUGGAAACGCGUCUGGCAAUCCGCCAUGAAGAGGCGGGAGUUUGUGCUUGUUCAACGACAACAGGUACGUUACAGCGACGCGAAGAUUGACAAUGGCAUGAAUGAGGACGGUGAACCACAAGAGCAAAGUCAUCUGUCAAAACAGAAUCCGCCGGAUUCUCCAGAUUUCGACAUGAACUCCGAAGCGAUAAGGGCACAUAUCCGCCAACACAUCGCCGGCGCGCCGAAGACGAUAGCCGAAAUGACCCAGGCCAUGGGGCUCUGCCCAUUUCGGCCGCAGCCGUCAUUGCCUUCAUCAGCGAGUUCUGCAUAUACUACGACUGCGACGACAAGCCCGAACACUCUAUCAACUCCAUCACCAAAAGCGACAUAA
Cladophialophora bantiana CBS 173.52 is the source of this 1929-nucleotide messenger RNA. RefSeq lists its product as uncharacterized. Bases 1 to 1929 code for a protein of 642 amino acids. NCBI's taxonomy places the organism in Eukaryota, Fungi, Ascomycota, Eurotiomycetes, Chaetothyriales, Herpotrichiellaceae. The transcript has a single exon. The record is from RefSeq and is a predicted model, not a curated record.